Molecule: messenger RNA, 1003 nt
Organism: Pezoporus occidentalis (night parrot)
Lineage: Eukaryota; Metazoa; Chordata; Aves; Psittaciformes; Psittacidae
Gene: HPGDS
Product: hematopoietic prostaglandin D synthase
Exons: 6
Coding region: 76-762 (228 amino acids)
Biological process (GO): glutathione metabolic process
Molecular function (GO): glutathione transferase activity
Source: RefSeq, a predicted model, not a curated record
CAUGUGAGAGGGGGGAGAGAGGGAGUCAUGAUACCAUGUCACAGGGAGUGGUUUGCAUAUUAAUAAACAGCAUAUAUGAGCCUUUUCCACCAGGGCCAGCGCUCAGAGGGACUCCUGUGCACUGAGGAAGGAACCACGUAUCACUGCACCAGAGGAUCCAGCAUGCCUCAGUACAAGCUGACAUACUUCAAUCUGCGAGGACGAGCAGAAAUCAGCCGCUACCUGUUUGCUUAUUCAGGCAAGAAGUAUGAAGACCACAGGAUAGAAGCAGCAGACUGGCCCAAAAUCAAACCAAGCAUUCCAUUCGGCAAAAUCCCUAUUCUGGAAGUAGACGGAGUUACCAUUCACCAGAGCCUGGCAAUAGCAAGAUACCUUGCCAGAGAAUCAGGUCUGGCAGGUCAGACACCUGUGGAACAGGCGCUUGCUGAUGCCAUUGUGGACACCAUUGAUGAUUUCAUGACACUGUUCCCUUGGGCAGAGAAAAACCAAGACGUGAGAAAACAAGCAUUUGAUGAUAUCCUCACAAACAAAGCACCCGAGUUACUGAAAGACUUGGAUACUUUCUUAGGGGAUAACACUUGGCUAGUAGGGAAGUCUGUAACAUGGGCAGAUUUCUACUGGGAUGUGUGCAGUACGACACUUCUGUCCUGCAAACCUGACCUGGCAGACAACUACCCCAGGCUGCUGGCUCUUAGGGACAGAGUGCAAGCACUUCCAGCCAUUGCAGCCUGGAUCCAGAAAAGACCCAAGACCAUAAUGUAGAUCAGCUUUUUAGACUGGAAAAUACAAAUGCAUGUUUAGUUUUCAACAUGACAAACAUCCUAAGUUAUUGAUUUGAGAAUCAUUUAAAUUAAUUUCAGAUGGGUAGGCUAUGCCAAAUCAAAAUCUACUACUUGUAUCCAUUUGUAAGAGACUAAAAAGCUGAUUUAGUAGAGUAAAGCCUGAGGAAGAGGUAUGGUUUCAACCACAUUCCCCCCACAAAUAAAGUAUUUCAUCAACCAGA